Molecule: messenger RNA, 1437 nt
Organism: Xyrauchen texanus (razorback sucker)
Lineage: Eukaryota; Metazoa; Chordata; Actinopteri; Cypriniformes; Catostomidae
Product: aminoacyl tRNA synthase complex-interacting multifunctional protein 1-like
Exons: 7
Coding region: 54-992 (312 amino acids)
Molecular function (GO): tRNA binding
Source: RefSeq, a predicted model, not a curated record
UCCUUUGAACCUGGCACUGAAUACACCAUACGCACCACUCAGGUUGUGUAUUAAUGUCUCAGGUGAAGAUGGCUGCUAACUCUGCACAUGUUACUGGUGAAGAGCAGAUGAUGGAGUAUUUUAAACAGCAGAGUUUACUCCUGAAGGAGAAAUCCAUGCUGCACGCAUCAGUGAGGGAGGAGAAGAAGCUGCUGAUUGAAAAUGCCAAACUGAAGAAAGACAUCGAUGAUCUGAAGAAACGUCUGCACGACACACAGAGGAAGAAAUCAGUAAAGCUGCAUCAGGAGAGAGUUCUGACUUCAACAAUCGCAUCUAAAACUAAACUGCUGCAGGAUAUUACCCCUUCAUCAUCACAAACUGCCCCUUCAUCCACCCGCUCCACUGGACCUAGAUCAGACACGACACACACUCAUCCUGAGGGGCGAUGGAGAAGAGAGAGGAGAGGUUCUGCGGUUCUGAAGGGUUCUGACUCAUUAGGGGGUUUGAUGCGAGAACAGAGAACUGACGUGUCACGGCUGAACCUGCGGGUCGGACGGAUUGUGACAGUCCGGAAACAUCCCGAUUCAGCGUCACUGUACAUCCAGGAGGUGGAGAUAGGAGAACCCGCCCCCAGAACUGUGGUCAGCGAACUGACCAAUCAUACGCCUCCAGAAGAGAUGAUGGGCUCUCUGGUGGUUUUGUUGUGUAACGUGCGGGCGAUGAAAGUACGAGGUGUUCAGUCACAGGCCCGCCUCAUCUUUGCUGUCAAUCAAGAGAAGAUAAACCCUUUAGCCCCGCCCACUGGUGCCCAGCCUGGUGAUAGAGUCACUUUCCAGAACUACCCUGGUGAACCCGAGAAAGAGUUGAAUCCAAAACACAGAAUCUGGGAGCGUUUACUGCCCGACCUGUGCACAGAUGUGAAGGGUGUGGCCACGUAUAAGGGCGUGGCUUUUGAAGUCCGUGGGAAGGGCCUCUGUCGGGCCCCGGGCAUCAACAAUGGCACAAUCAAAUAAAUGACAAGCUCAUCACCAGACUAAUGCUGUAAUUUAUGACAUUGAAAUCCCGCCCAGAAUUGAUCCAAAUUUAAAUGUGUUGAUAUGUUUAAAGCUUGUAGUGAACUUGUUUACACAGUAAAACAAGAGUGAAGGUAAUAAUGCAGCAUAUUAUCUGAUAUAUUUAAUCUUAAAUAAUCGAUCAUGCAGAUAUUUUUCUGUUUUUGGUGUCUGGGUGCAUGUAAUACAUGAAAAGGCUUUGUAUGACUGUUGUGACAACUGUUUUAAAUUGUUCAAAGCAGUUUAAAAAAUAUUAAUAUGACGAUAUGAAGACCUUAUAAAAUACUUUAAAUAAGAUUUUAAAUUAAAAUAUUUAAUAUUAAUCAGUUUCUAAAGGAUUUUGGCACAAUAAAACCAACACAAUUAUGUUAACAUAUUCCCAAAGUGUAUUAUUAUAAUAUAUAAU